AUCCCAAAACCCUGUAAAGCGUAAAGGCGCGGCUUCACAGUGGCAAAUUGUGAAGGUGACCAACCAACCCAACAAACAGAAAUGGGUAAAAAGAAGAAGAGAAGCGAAGCGGAAGAAGAAAUCAAAGCCAACGACAUUGUUAACGGUGACUCGCAUAACAAAACCAACAAGAAGAAGAACAAGAAACCCAAAACCGACACAGCCGCCGUGAUUCCCACCGUCACCGUAGCCAUCGCCGGUUCCAUCAUUCACAACGCUCAAUCCCUCGAACUCGCCACUCGGCUGGCCGGUCAGAUAGCUCGUGCCGUCACGAUUUUCCGAGUUGAUGAGGUGGUGGUAUUUGACAAUAACGGUGAGUCUGGCUCGCCGGAAGCUAAUAAUUCCGAUGAGAAUGAAAGCGGGGCUGCUUUUCUUAUAAGAAUCUUGCGGUAUCUUGAGACGCCGCAGUACCUGAGAAAAGCUCUAUUUCCGAAACAUAAUAGCUUAAGAUUUGUGGGUUUGUUGCCUCCGCUUGAUGCGCCGCACCAUCUGCGUAAACACGAAUGGGGUGCAUUUCGGGAAGGUGUCACGCUAAAGGAAAGAUCUCCGGAUGGUGUUGGGACAUUAGUUGAUGUGGGCUUGAGUAAGAAUGUUGUCGUUGACCAAGUACUUGAUCCUGGAACAAGAGUUACUGUGGCUAUGGGAGACAGCUGGAAUUUGGAUGCUGAUAUAUCACGGCAGGUUGUAUCAUCAUCCAAGCCAAGGGAAGAAGCAGGGAUGUAUUGGGGGUACAAAGUGCGGUAUGCUUCCAAUAUCACUUCGGUAAUGACUGAAUGUCCGUACGAGGGUGGUUAUGAUCAUUUGAUUGGAACCUCAGAGCAUGGUCAGAUUAUAAAUUCCUCUGAUCUCAAUAUACCUACUUUCAGGCAUCUAUUGAUUGCUUUUGGUGGACUUGCUGGAUUGGAAGAGAGCAUUGAAGAGGAUCAUAACUUAAAGGCAAAGAAUGUGCGGGAGGUGUUUAAUAUAUAUUUAAACACAUGUCCGCAUCAGGGGAGUCGAACAAUACGAACAGAGGAAGCAAUUUUAAUUUCACUUCAAUAUUUCCAAGAACCAAUCAACAGAGCACUGCAGAGAAGUUAGCAUUAGAGUUGAAGAUUUGCAGGACAUUGAAAUUCCACAAUAAGAAUCAAGAUCUUAAGGAAUCUAUCCUGAUUCUUCAGAUUCUUACCUUUUGCUGCAAACACAUCGUCAGGAUUAUCAAGUUUUGUGAUGGAAGAUUGCCUCGUUUUGCUCAUCAUUUUUCUCUUUCCAGCCGGUUCAUCUGUAAGCUAUGUGUUUUAGUGUACAAUUAGUCUGGUUUAACCUGCAAGGAUCGGGAUCACUUGCAACCCUUUUCUUCCUGGAAGAUAAACAUAGUCAAAUACUUAUGUUUUUCCAUGUUGAUAUCGAUUAAUCAUGUCUUUCCACCUUGAGUUGGGUUGGUUGAGCGCAAAUGGUGAAUUUUUUUUUUUUUAACUGUGGUUAUUGUUCUUUUUGUAAACCUGUAAAAUACUCCUAGUUUUGGAGUGAUCAUACAUUUUGACACUUGCAGUUAAUUUUGAAGUA
This is a messenger RNA of Rosa rugosa (rugosa rose), 1584 nucleotides long. RefSeq lists its product as uncharacterized. Lineage: Eukaryota; Viridiplantae; Streptophyta; Magnoliopsida; Rosales; Rosaceae. The record is from RefSeq and is a predicted model, not a curated record. Bases 82 to 1119 code for a protein of 345 amino acids. The transcript is spliced from 10 exons.